AUGGUGCAGCGCACUCUGCUAGAUUUUGUGCGGAAAAAGGACCCAAGUCCAAAUGUGAUUAACGUGGACGCGGAAUCGGAUGAACAGGACGAGGCGGCUUCACGGAAACGCCGUAUGCAAGGUGUGAGGGAACCGGCCCUGGCCUUCACCAAACCAAGGACGGAAAAUAAGGACGAUAUCUGUUGCAGCAACAACUUCUCGGCUCUUAUUACGGACUCCGGCUGGCGUGCCUUUCUGCAACCUCUUACUUCCACCACUAACUUCCGUAACAUAGAGCAGUUUAUAGAGGGAGAGAAGACGAAGGGAAAAGUUAUUCUUCCCCCAAGUGAUUUAAUUUUUUCCGCCUUCAACAGUACACCACUCGACAGGCUCAAGGUGGUACUGCUGGGGCAGGAUCCAUACCACAACAUUGGUCAGGCGCAUGGGUUGUGCUUUUCUGUGCUUCCUGGUGUUCGUCCACCACCGAGUUUACUGAACAUGUACAAGGAGCUUACCACCGAUAUAUCUGGGUUCAAGUCACCUCCACACGGCUAUCUACAAUGCUGGGCGGAGCAAGGUGUGUUGAUGCUUAACGCAACGCUCACUGUGGAGGCACACCAGGCUAAUUCCCAUGCAAAGUGUGGCUGGCAGGCCUUUACCGAUGGCGUUAUUCGUUUGCUUUCUGAGAAGCAUCAAAGACCAAUUGUGUUUCUUCUUUGGGGUGGAUUUGCACGGAAGAAAAUCACAUUGAUUGACCAGAAGCGGCAUCUUGUCAUUGAAAACGCGCAUCCGUCUCCACUCAGCGCGGCCAAAUGGUGGGGCUCUCGACCCUUUUCAAAGUGCAAUGCGGCUUUGACACAGCUGGGGCAUUCCCCCAUCGACUGGAGUAUUCCCAUGUCAGUGGAAAGACGUCACUAA
This is a messenger RNA of Trypanosoma cruzi, 897 nucleotides long. Its product is annotated as uracil-DNA glycosylase. Gene Ontology annotation, cellular component: mitochondrion; nucleus. Bases 1 to 897 code for a protein of 298 amino acids. NCBI's taxonomy places the organism in Eukaryota, Euglenozoa, Kinetoplastea, Trypanosomatida, Trypanosomatidae. The record is from RefSeq and is a predicted model, not a curated record. Gene Ontology annotation, molecular function: uracil DNA N-glycosylase activity. Gene Ontology annotation, biological process: base-excision repair, AP site formation via deaminated base removal; base-excision repair. The transcript has a single exon.